Molecule: messenger RNA, 521 nt
Organism: Westerdykella ornata
Lineage: Eukaryota; Fungi; Ascomycota; Dothideomycetes; Pleosporales; Sporormiaceae
Product: UPF0041 domain-containing protein
Exons: 3
Coding region: 59-451 (130 amino acids)
Biological process (GO): pyruvate import into mitochondria
Cellular component (GO): mitochondrial inner membrane
Source: RefSeq, a predicted model, not a curated record
GAUUCUCGUAGAUCUCUCCACUCACUCGGGAUACUCACUCGCCUUCGCCUCUGUCAAAAUGGCGGCCGCAAUCAAAGCCCUCAACGCGAAGAUCCGGUCGAAUAAGUAUCUGGACUACUUCUGCUCAACACAUUUCUGGGGUCCCGCGAGCAAUUUCGGCAUUCCCAUCGCCGCCGUCGCGGACAUGACCAAGGAUCCAGAAAUUAUAUCCGGUCGCAUGACCGCCGCCCUCUCCCUCUACUCCGCCGUCUUCAUGCGCUACGCCCUCGCCGUCACACCAGCAAACUACCUCCUCUUCGGCUGUCACUUUAUCAAUUGCUCGAGCCAGCUCAUCCAAGGCUACAGAUACAUGCAAUAUUGGAAUUGGGGCGGACGGGAUGCGGCGUUGAAGGCGAAGGGAUUGGCUGGGGAGGCCGCAGAGAAGGCGUCGGAGGUUGUGGGCAAAAAAUAGCUUACGGGUUGAAUUGAAGAGGGGAUGAGGGAGGACGGGGUGGGACGGGAUUUUGAUCGGUAGAAGGGAG